Molecule: messenger RNA, 2739 nt
Organism: Falco peregrinus (peregrine falcon)
Lineage: Eukaryota; Metazoa; Chordata; Aves; Falconiformes; Falconidae
Gene: PRKAB2
Product: protein kinase AMP-activated non-catalytic subunit beta 2
Exons: 8
Coding region: 1093-1911 (272 amino acids)
Biological process (GO): signal transduction
Cellular component (GO): nucleotide-activated protein kinase complex; nucleus; cytoplasm
Molecular function (GO): protein kinase binding
Source: RefSeq, a predicted model, not a curated record
GUGGGCGGGAGAAGGUGGGUGAGGCAUGGCUGGGCGCCCCCCCGGGCCAUGCUGCGGUGGCCUGCGCCCCUCGUUCUGUGGCCGGCCUGAGCCGUGCCCCGCAGCCCCUUCAGGAGGGCCCGGCCGGGCCGCUGCCGCCUGCCGGCUCCUCAGGGCCGCGGCGGGCGCUGGCAGGGCAGGGGAGCGGGGCCCGGGGGCCGGCCGUGCCGUGACCGCGCUGCCGCCGCCUGGCAGAGCCCUGCUCCCGGCCGUGCUGCUCGGCGGGGCCGGGCAGGGAGCGCGGCUCUCCCCGGCUCAUCCCCUUCACCUCACGGCACCCCGAGCUCGGCUUCCCCUCGGGAGGCGGGAGCGGAGCCCGGCUUCCCCGGGUAACCCCGGAGGUGCCGGCCGGGCAGGCUGCGGGCAGGGAGGGUGCUGAGCAGAGACCCCGUCCGCCCAGAACAAACCCUGCCAGGCUGGCCAGUGUUCCCCGCUGCGGGAAGCUGGUGUCCCGGGGGUUUGCUGGCCGGGUGGGAGAGGUGGCAAGCGAGACAUGGCAAGGUGUGGUGUUUCCAGUGUGGUGGUCCGAGUGGGGAGGUGGAAGGGUCUUGCAAUCCGGCAGCAGGCACCCACCGUGCUGCGGACUGCAGCUGGCAGCGGCUUGCUGCCAAACUGGCAGCAGAUGCGCUGAGGCACCGUGGAGGCUUCGCUUGGGCUUUGGUAUGGGCAGCGUUUCCAUCGGUGCCUUGGAGGUACUUGUGUACGUCCCUUGGAGCGUGCUGUGCUAUGGGGGCUUGUCUGAAUGCAGGAGGGUUUGAGCUGUAGAAGUUCAUUCAGUAAAAAGCCAAGUACCGCAGGCUAUGUUCAAAGAGUUGGCUGUCCCAGCGCAGCAGGGUGCCUGCGAUGCAGGAGGUGAGGUGGUCUUGUCUGCACGGGGUUUUGGAUACCAUGCGCUGGAGAGGAGCCGCCGCUUGGGAGAAACCUCAGGAGGCAUUUGGAGAGCGUGACCUGUAAGGGACAGCCAGAGGGACUGGAUUCCUUUUAGAGAAGAGAAAGAGAAGCUUUCACACCUGUUAACACCUGCACGCAUCUCUCAGGGGCUGCUGAACUGUCAUGGGGAACACCACCAGUGAGCGAGUGUCUGGGGAGCGCCAUGGCUCCAAGUCCCAUCGCUCGGAUGGAUCCGGUGCCCCCCACCCUGCCAAGGAGCACCCACACAAGAUCAUGGUGGGCAGCACUGAUGACCCCAGUGUUUUCAGUACCCAUGACUCCAAGAUUCCUGGGGACAAGGAGUUUGUGUCAUGGCAGCCAGAUCUGGAGGAGUCAGCGAAACCAUCCCAACAGGCUCGUCCCACUGUCAUCCGCUGGGCCGAUGGAGGCAAAGAAGUCUUCAUCUCCGGAUCUUUCAACAACUGGAGCACCAAGAUCCCGCUCAUCAAGAGCCACAAUGACUUUGUCGCUAUCCUGGACCUCCCAGAAGGAGAACACCAGUACAAAUUUUUUGUGGAUGGCCAGUGGGUCCAUGACCCAUCCGAGCCAGUGGUCACCAGCCAGAUGGGGACAAUUAACAACCUGAUUCACGUCAAGAAGUCUGACUUUGAAGUCUUCGAUGCUUUGAAGGUGGAUUCCCUGGAGAGCUCAGAAACCUCAGACUUAUCAAGUUCACCGCCUGGACCUUAUGGCCAAGAGAUGUACGUAUACCGGCCUGAGGAGCGCUUCAAAUCCCCACCCAUCCUCCCACCUCACCUCCUCCAGGUCAUCCUGAACAAGGACACCAAUAUCUCGUGUGACCCAGCACUGCUGCCCGAGCCCAACCACGUCAUGCUCAAUCACCUCUACGCGCUCUCCAUCAAGGACGGAGUGAUGGUGCUCAGCGCCACGCACCGCUACAAGAAGAAGUACGUCACCACGCUGCUGUACAAGCCCAUCUGAGCUGGGGCCUCGCCCGCCCCCCCACGCAGGACACGAAAUGCCGCUUUGUCUGCACACACUGGGCCACGGGACUGUGUGAGAACUGGCUGCUGGCUCCAGCCUCAAACCUGGCAGGGACACGGGCCCCAUCCUACUGGUGUGGUUUGAUUUAACCCUUGGUUUCCGCCCAACUACAGCUCCCCUUGGCUUCUGUGAGUCUGGGGGCCACUUGGACGCUCACCAGAAUAGCCUUUCCUUGUGCCCAGCACGGAAACGGCUUCACCCUGCCCUUCUUCUCUGGCCUACAAGGUCCUGGCACUGCCCCCAGCCCAGGCCUCCAGGACCGUGUCCUGCUUGCCGAAGGUUGCUGUGCUAUUGAUGAAUCUCCAAGGCCACCUUGAUCCCCAGGGGCUCUGGGGCACCCCAGCCUGCCCCACGUCCCGCAGCCCUGGCUGUGGGGCUCCCCAGCUUGGAGGAGGGCGCUGGGCUCUGGCUGCAGCCCCGGCCCUCUGCCAGGUUCAGCACUGAGCCAGCAGGAGGGAGGGUACAGCCGGACGCAGCCACGCUUACCUGCCACUGGGACAGCACCGACAAGGACCGCGCGCCCCGUCCCCAGCAUCGUCCCCAGCAUCGGCAGGAUUUGCCACAGCCGGAGGGGCACCUGCGCACACCCACGCUGGAGGGGGCCUGGGGAGAGCGGAGCAGAGCAGCUGCCCCCGGUCCCCGGCCGCACCACCUGCUGCCGGAGCAGUGCCAUGUGACAGGGUUUUCUCUAUUUAUUACAGUAUUUAUUGUUCUCCAUGCUGCUGGCUUGGUGUUGGAGGGGGACCCCGGAGAGGAGGAGAGGGA